Penaeus monodon (black tiger shrimp) is the source of this 2583-nucleotide messenger RNA. Its product is annotated as afadin- and alpha-actinin-binding protein-like. The coding region runs from base 94 to 2448 and encodes 784 amino acids. The transcript has 13 exons. NCBI's taxonomy places the organism in Eukaryota, Metazoa, Arthropoda, Malacostraca, Decapoda, Penaeidae. The record is from RefSeq and is a predicted model, not a curated record.
UAUUAUGCUCGUGUGUGUGUGUGUGUGUUGGGAAUCCCCCGCCUUUAGUACUGUUAGUGUGGAAAAAAGUGUUGACUUUGACAAGGAUUUAGGAUGGGUGAAAAGAUGAAGAAAGGCCAGCUGUGCUACCUGGUGUCACUAUGUGAUGCAGGUGCAGCUGGGGAAGGCAAACAUCAAGUAGUCUCACCAGCAGACUCACCCCCUUAUUUUUGUACAACAAAUAACAUGCAGAGUGCGGUUGUAUACCUCUCACAGGAACUCCAGGGUUUGGGGCUUAACUGUGGCCUCAUAGAAACUGGAAGCCAGAAGGUGAACUUGGUGGCCCUCAUCAAUGCCUGCUGGGAGGUAUCGCGGCUCUACCGUUCUUCCGUCCAUGAUUGCAACACUCUUCAAGAUCAGAGGAGAAGAGAUGCAGCAGAUAUGAAUCAUUUCCAAAACAGCAUAAGGGAUCUAAGAGGGACAGUCGAAGACAAGGAGCGACAAGUCUGUGAUGCACAAGAGAGGGAGAGGCAGGCAGUCACGGUUAACAAAGCUCUUGCAUCAAAGCUCAAAGCAGAGAAAGAGGAGGUGCGUAGGCUAGGAAGCGUGUUGCAGCAGAGAGAAGCACAUCACCAGCAUGAACUUCGGAAGAAGGAGACAGAAAACAGUCGCCUUCGUGAGAGACUGCAUAGACUUGUAUCUGGGGAGAAGUCUUCAGAUACCAGAGCACCGGCCAUGACUAUUUCCAAUACGCUUUCACGGUCAAAUCGAUCAAGAGCAAAGUGGAAAACGGAAGCAUCUGGAGUUAGGCAUGAGGAGGACAUGCAUCGGAAGGUCCUCAGCCAGUACGAGGCUUGGGUAGGGCAACUAAGCGAUGAAAAUGAGCAAUUGAAGUCGUGCCUGUCUUCUGUGUCCUCGCAGGUGUCGAGAUUAGCUUCCAAGAUUACAAAAAGUGAAACUCGACUGACUUCCGAAGAUGUGAAUUCCUCCAUGAACUCGUCCACAUUCAGUACCGACAGCCUUGAUGACCCAAUGUUCAAUCUGGACUUCCCUGCAUUCCGCAAUCAGAUCCAGAGGUCUCUGGAUGAAAACCUAAAAGCCAUUACACAGGGAGUAGAAGAAAAAGUCAUGAAGGAUAAUAUUGCUCAAAAUGUGGAUUUGCAAGCAAGAGAGGAAGUGAAAACUCUUCGGUUGCAGUUGUCAAGAGUAAAAGAUCAGCUUAGAAACUACCAGCAGUGCCAUAAGAAAGGUAAUGAUGAAAAAGAGAUGACGUUCCUAAUGGACGGAGGCUACAUAGAGGAAAGAGCUGAGCUCGAAAAGGAAAGGCAAGAGCUGGAGAAGGAGAGGAGAGCUUUGCAACAGGAGAGAGAAUCAUUUGCUGAAGCUGCAAUAAGGUUGAAUAGGGAGAGAGCAGUUUUUGAGGGAGAGAAGGUAGAGCUUCUGAAAAGACAGUUUCUGCAGGACCUUCCUACAACACUCAAUGACCUGGGCACUGCAGAUGUGAUGACCAGUGGGCAUGAGAGUGGUGGCAGCCUUUCAAGUGGAAGCAUAGGCGAGGUUUUCUCAGACUCCCCGCACCGCAUCCUUGCCGUGCCAGAGAUCACUCCUCCCCGUGGGAAUAUCACACUGGCUCGGGGUUCCCAGCCAGUUGUGUUAGGGCCCACCAUGCUGCCUAAACAACGCAAUGAAAGGCCAGGCUAUGGUGGUCACAAAGCUGUCUACCGCAUGAAGUCUGCCCCAGCAAGCAGAGCCUCAUCCGUCCCGCGCUUUCUUGAUGAAUUUGAGGGUAAGUCGCCCAGCCCCAAUAACAGGCCUCCCCACCCACGACCGCGCACUCUGGAGCGGAUGAAGCGGAAACCUCUCUCAGGCUCGGCUUCCCCCAGAUAUCGGAGUCAGAGUCAGGGUCGUUUGGAAUUGGCCAAAGACGAUGAUCAUGUCAAGAAGAGGGGUGAGUUCACCUCCCUUCCAGCCAGGGUCAAGGGAGAAGCCCUUUUACGUUCCCUGAGAACAGACGGCAGGGAAGUCAUUUAUCCGCCCAUUACAGUAGACAGAGAAGGGUUGAAUUACUUACCUGCAUAUUACCGUGAGAAUCCCAAGACUGUGAAAAUACCUGGGCAAAGGUAUCCCCAAGAAAAUCACUUUCAAGCCGAGAAGGAUAGAUAUGAAGCUGAAGAGGAUGAGGAACCAGUUGAUAGCAAGGGGCUCACACUUUUAGAAAAGGACCUCAUGAAUCUCAUGGCACAGAUUGGACAACAGCAAGGGGAAGAAAUAGCCUUGAAUUCUUGCUCGGAUAACAGCCCAAUGUACGAAGAACCAACCUUCAUGAGGAAGCAUUCAAAGAAAAGUCCAAGUUCUGUUCGACUCAGUGCUCCAGGGAGUUUAUGCUCAAGCCGUAGGUCUAGUCGAGACCUCAGUGAUGACUACUAUAAGAACAUGCACAAACAUCUAAUGAAGAAAAACCAGUCAUAAUGACAUAAUAUUGUAAUAUGUGGAAUGAUCUAUCAUUAUUGAGAAGUGAAAUCUGUAACGUAAGCCAGUUUCUAAAAAUGUAAAAACUACAUAACUAAGAGUAAAUUUAGAAAUGAUUGAAUAUAUAAUGUGACA